This is a messenger RNA of Salvelinus sp. IW2-2015, 3674 nucleotides long. Lineage: Eukaryota; Metazoa; Chordata; Actinopteri; Salmoniformes; Salmonidae. The record is from RefSeq and is a predicted model, not a curated record.
AGAAAGCUCGUAAUUUUAAACGGUGUGGAAUGCCACUGGUCGCUGCAUCGACAAUGUGGCACCGAUAACCAACAAACUACAAUAAUUUGGGUUUGCACGUUGAUAUGAUGAGUAAUCAUAUUGUCACUCCUGGGCCUUACAGGGCGACAAAACUGUGGAAUGAAGUCACAAAGCUAUUCCGAGCAGGGAUGCCUCUGCGGAAACAUCGACAACACUUCAGAGUGUAUGGGAACUGUUUUACUGCCAUAGCAGCUGUCGACUGGCUACACGAACUGCUCAGGAACAAUAGUAACUUUGGACCAGAUGUCACCAGACAACAGACUAUCCAACUGCUGAAGAAGUUCCUCAAAAAUCAUGUGAUCGAGAAUGUGAAGGGCAGAUGGGGUUCAGAAGAUUUGGAAGACAACAGCCAUCUCUACAGGUUUGCUUCAACAUCUCCUUUGAAACCAAUUCCCCAUCGCCCACCUGUAUCAGGGCCUGCAUCAGUAAAGAAGAGUUUCUCAAUGAAAGAAAAGGAAGGCUUCUUCAAAUGUAGGACUUCCAAGAAACCUGACAAGGAGACUACAGAAAAUGUGGAUCCAUCAAAAGAAGAUAUGGAGACUGAGCCUGUGAUUGAAGUGGUCCAGGCCAGAGCACUAACAGAGGAAGAUAUUCAGGAUGUUUGGAGAGGCAUCACUCUCACACACCUUCAGAAAACAUUGGGAUUGACUGCGCUUGAGGAUGUUUUGGAUCCAAGACACAUCAAUUCUCAAAACAUUGUGUACAACAUGACCAAUGUGAACAAGCAUGGGGUUGUUACACUUGAGGACAAGACUGAUGACCUCCCACACUGGGUCUUGUCUGCAAUGAAAUGUCUUGCGAACUGGCCGAAGUAUGAUUCCAACCAGCCAUCCUAUCCUGGGUUUGAGAGGGAUGUGUUUAAAACGGUCUCCGACUACUUCUACAGCCUCCCUCAGCCACUUCUUACAUUUGAGUACUAUGAGUUGUUUGUCAACAUCUUGGUUUUAUGUGGCUACAUUGUGGCUCCUAAAACUCAAAGAGGAAAGCGAAAAAACCAAGAGGAGCCCAGCUACCCCCAGCCUGCAAAAAACCCUCACAUGAACGGUGCUGUUAACCUGUUCAAAUCAACGGAAUGUCUGCUGUUGAGCUUAAUUCGGAAAGAGGCUUUUGAAGAGGGCGACUCACCAAUGAGAGAGGUGUUCAGCUCAAAGGCCCAGUCCACGUUUGCAGCUCUGAAGACGGGCUGUGUCGGGAGGGUCCCCCAGAUGGGUCUGACAGGCCGAAGGGACAGUUCUGGGGAUGUCCUGGGAGGCAGCUCUCCGAGUCUUGUACGGUCAGAGAGCAGUGGAGCCUCAUCAGUUAGGCUCAGAAGACCCAGUAGUUGCUCCCUGGAGAGAAUCUUGGAUGAAUCAGCUGACUCAUGCUCCCAACACAAGUUGUUCCAGUCUACAGAGAGUCUGGUGUCUUGCAAAAGUAACAGUGGCAGCAAGUACAGCACCCCACCUCAGAAUAAAACUGACUCUCUGUCUGUUUUAGACAGCUACCCUUACUCUGAACCCCAAGUCUUUGUCACCAUGGCAACUCCCAGUUGCAUCACCAGUUCAGGUGUGAUGUCUGUAGAGGGUAGCACUCACAGCUCCAAAAGCGAGGGGGUCAGAAGCAGCAUCUCACUACCAAUGGACAACCUCUCAGUCAGUCAGAAGCCCAAGCGCCCUAGGAGCAUUGGUACCUGUUUGGAUAUAGCUGAGCACAGAGGGAUGUCUGCCAGCUGUUUCAGUAUUAACGCCCCUGUAGCAGAGAUCACCGUGAAGCCAGACUCCUCCUCCACUGUUGGCCUGAGGGGUCCCAGUCUGCUCAACCUGAGGGCCAGCAGCAUGGACCUCCGAGACCUCAGAGCUGGGCCUUCUGUUAGCAGGCGCUGUCAGAGCUCUCUGGACCUGUCCAGGCCAACCCUUGCUCUGCCCUCUGUGUUCACUUAUGCACGCCGUCUGAGUUCCGAGCAAAGUCUCCUCCAACCUCAGUUGGAGCGGGUGGCCAUUGAGGCUCUGCAGCUCUGCACCCUGUUGCUGCCCCCUGCCAGCCGGAGGAAGCUCCAGCUGCUGAUGAGAAUGAUCUCCCGGAUGAGUCAGAAUGUGGACAUGCCUCGGCUCCAUGACGCCAUAGGAACACGCACAUUGAUGGUGCAUACGUUCUCUCGCUGCGUGCUGGGCUGUGAGGAAGAGGUGGACCUGGAUGAGCUUCUGGCCACCAGACUGGUCUCCUUCCUCAUGGAUCACCACCAGGAGAUACUCCAGGUGCCAGUCUAUCUGCAGAACGCUGUUCGAGACCACCUGGUAUACCUCAGAAAAGUACAGAUAACCUACCCAGGUAGUGGUGGUGUGGGGGCCCCCAUGCCCAUCUACUCCUUCUGCAGACAGAUCAGUACCGAGGAGUUUGAGGAGCAGAAGCGGAGUGUGUCCCAGGCUGCCAUCGCUGACCUGCUGGAGAGCCUGAUCAAAGACAAGAACAUGUCUGUGAAGGACAAGAAGAAGAAGCUCAAGCAGUUUCAGAGGCAGUAUACAGACAUCUACGCUCUCCGAUUUCCAACGACUGAGAGCGAGGCGCAGCUUUUUGAAGAUAAACCAAAGAUCAAACCUCCAAUGCUGAUAAGUAUGAAGAAACCAAAAGCUUUUGGAAUUAGAAACUGAAGGUACAAUUGGGAGGCAACUGUUUGUGUGGAAUAUUUUUGUUGUUGCUUGAAACUAGACCUGGCAGCUAAAUGUAGGAAGGUGGGAGGAAACUACUGUGGGGACCACCACAAUUUAGACUGCAACUAUGUAACAUUUGUUUUUAGGGUUGAAUUAUGCAUGUUUUAUGUUAAGUAAUGUUUUUGUGUAUGUAAUUUCUAAAUACUGCAGUAUUUAUCUUUAGUGCACCAAAUAAUUUAUUCGGGAUUGAUGAUGACCUCGUAUGGGAGUAUAAUAAGUGAGCCUGAAGAGGAACCUGUAAGCAAAUGACAAUUUGGGAGUCGAUUCUGAUAGAUUUAUUUUGAAAUUGAUCCAGAUUUAUACACUUCAAUUGACAUCAAAGUACAGAAUUUAAACUUUCAAGCAUUUGCGUUUUCCAGGGAUUCAUUUUAUUGUUAAGCAUGGUAUUAGUCUACCUAGUUUAUUUUCAUAGGGUUGUAUGAAAUGCUUAUAAUUUAACUUUGUUCAUGUUUUUCUGUGUAUGUUUUGACACGUCACUUCUCUGUAUUUUUAUUCCAUUAACAUUCUCAAGUUGAGCUCAAACUACUUUAUUGUAUAUUUUUGGUGUGGGAUUUUAUAAAAAAAAAAAAAAAAAUCCUGGCAAGUUAUGUUCAGCCAUUUGGGAUAAUGAAGUUUUGCACUUUUCUGUCAUUUUUAAAUGAACAGUAGUUUAGACCAGUCAAUACAAUGGUUAAUAUAUAUACUUGACAAAUAUGUAUUUUUAUUGCCAUUUAUGAAGUAUUAAACCUACAAGGGAGACUUUUGGACUCAUUUAGAUGCAUUUUCUCAAUACCUCUUUAUAGCUGUAUACCUAACCUCAAAGGAAGAGCCAUCAAUUACAUAUCAGUUUACCCUUUGACUUGUAUUGUUAUUUCCCCGCAAAACAUCUGUUUACUAUGCAACGUUCUUGACAAUAAAGUGUUCAACUGUAAAACAAAAUCCUCUUUA